AGCGCGAACCCUGGUGGUGCUCGGCAGUCCUUUCGUGGGCGCGGGCGGUGUGCACAGAAACACCUCUCGAGCUGUGUCUGCAACAGAAUAACCGGGAGUGUUAUGGCUACCUGCCUGCUAACUGCAUCAUAACGAGGUCUUAACAGCCAGCUGUUGUAUCCGUGCAGAAUGCUGGCUGCGUGGGGUUUGGCAGUGGCAGAAAUACACUACUGCGUGUAUUGGCUGUUCGGAUGCUGUUUUUGUUAAGCUGAAGACCUGUGAAAAGCAAUGCUAUUUCUUGUCUGACACAUCUCUUCACUAAAAUGGCUUAAAAGUGUAGCUGAAAAGUGAUUCAGUCAUUUGCUUUAAGUCCACUUUUUUUUUUUUCUUUCUUUUUUUUUUUUUUUCUUCUCCUAGUAAAGCGUAGUUUUAGUUUUGUAAUAGCUGCUUUAGGCAGUAGCUCUUCAGCCAAGUGCAGAAGACUUCAGGAAAGUUUUAGAUGCCAAACCACAGGUGAAGCCACAAUAGGCAGAGCCUAUUGAUUGCUGCACCCUUGCUUUUGCUACCACACAUGGAAUGUACAGCAUAUGUAGCAAUGAAGGUGGUGAGGGGUCUGGAGCACAGGCCUUGUAAGAUGUGGUUGAGGGAGCUGGGAUUCUUCAGUUUGGAGAAGAGGGGGCUCAGGGGUGACCUUACUGCUCUCUACAUUUACCUGAAGGGAGGUUGUAGUGAGCUGGGGGUCAGCCUCUUCUGUAUAACUGGCAAUAGUACUAGAGGGAAUGGCCUCAAGUUGUGCUAGGGAAGAUUCUGGCUGGCUGGAAGCUGCAUGUUAGGAAAAAGGUCUCCUCUGAAAGAGAGGUUAAGCACUGGAAUGGUCAGCUCAGGGAGGCAGUGGAGUCAUCGACCCUGGAGGUGUUCAAGGAAUGUUUAGGUGUGUGUUGAGAGACAUGGUUUAUUGGGAGCUAUUGAUGAUGGGUGGAUGGUUGGACUGGAAGAUCUUGUUGGUCUUUUCCAACCAUGGUGAUUCUGCAAGUGUAAGUUUCUACUUCCUGUUCCUAUUUACAGUACUUAGAAAAUACUCUUCAGGAAGUGGUGCUUUUCCUCCCCUAAAUACGUACUUUAUAGAACAUACCCUUGCUCAGUUUGUGUGAGUUCUAUAAAUUGUACUUCAAAGUAACCAUGCCAAGAAACAUUAAUCCAUGUAAACAUUUGUUGGAACAUUUGUGGAGAAAAGUUUUGGGGAGGUGAGAUUUUGCAAGUCUUAGUUUCCAUACUGAAGUAGAAGGAUUUUUUUUGUGUGUGUAUGUGAAUCUUGCAUUCAAGCAAGUCUGUUACUUCAAUUCUGUUUUGUGUGAAGAUUUUUCUGUUUUUGGAAAUGACAUUCUGCCUUCCUGUUUUAGGUUAUGGGCUCAUUAUUCUGCAGAUGUCAAGUCGGAGUUCAUACUGAAGAAGCAACAGAAAAGAAGUUCCAGAGCUGGAUGAUGAAAAAUUUCCUGGUUUCUAUGCUUGUCUUGAGAAUGGAUCUUUCUUUUGCAUAGUUUCAAAUUCGUGAAACUUGUCAUCAAAGGAUCAUCUUUUCUUCUUGGAUGGAUUGAUUAUUACUUGUUUGUGUUCAAUGGGACUUCGAAUUCACUUUGUGGUUGACCCUCAGGGUUGGUGCUGCAUGGGCCUGAUAAUCUUUGUUUGGCUGUACAAUACAAUCUUCAUUCCAAAAGUCAUCCUUUUUCCUCACUAUGAAGAGGGGCAUAUUUCAGCUGUGGCAAUUUUGUGUUAUUACCUCUGCUCAUUGUUUUGUAUAGCUUCUUUAGUAAGAGCCUCAGUUGCUGAUCCAGGAAGGCUACCUGAAAACCCAAAGAUUCCAAUUACAGAAAGAGAAUUUUGGGAAUUAUGUAACAAAUGCAAUAUGAUGAGACCAAAGCGUUCACACCAUUGUAGUCGUUGUGGACAUUGUGUGAGGAGGAUGGAUCACCACUGUCCAUGGAUUAAUAAUUGUGUUGGUGAAGACAAUCAUUGGCUGUUUUUACAGCUGUGUUUCUACACUCAAAUUCUUAGUUCCUAUACGCUGCUACUUGAUUUCUGCCAUUACUACUACUUUUUGCCUCUGAAAAAAGAUAACUGGGACGUUUUUGUAUUUAGACAUGAACUUGCUCUUCUAAGAAUAUCUGCCUUCAUGGGUAUAAUAAUAUUAGGUGGAAUAAGUGGACUCUUUUACACUCAGCUAAUUGGUAUUUUCACUGACACAACAAGCAUAGAAAAAAUGUCGAACUGUUGUGAAGAUGUAUCGAGGCCCCGAAAGCCAUGGCAGCAGACCUUCUCAGAAGUUUUUGGCACUCGCUGGAAGAUCCUGUGGUUUAUUCCUUUCAGACAGAGGCAACCACUGCGAGUUCCCUACCACUUUGCCAAUCACGUCUAAACAGAUGGAUGGUGGGCACAGAUGGGGCCUCCAUGCUGGAAGUGUGUUACAGGUUUUGUGAUGAUAGGACUAUGACAGUCUUCAACUCAAUUAAAAACCCACCAAUUGUAGACAUCACAGUGUGUCCCAAGCUUUAUUUUAAUUGUGGUCUUGAUUCUGGUCUGAAAUUAAUACAUUUUGUAUGUUUACAUUUAGAUAUAUUCACUUUCGAAUUAGCUUUCCAAAAAGAUUUCGUUUGUCUUUGAAGUUAGUAGUAAAAACAAAAAACCAAAUGACUGGAAUGCAGUCUUACACUAUUUGUUUGAUAAUAAUGACUCUCUUUUCUUUUUUUUCCUCUGGUAGGAAACACUGAAGUUUACAUUGAUUGUUAGCUUUCCCACUAAGUGUCUUAAUAUUAUUUUUUUUUUACUGUUUCUACCUGUAGGUCUUCUAGAUAAUAUUGAGGUCUCUGGUUCUGCUGCAUGUAUUUAAAAUUCUCCUAUACUGCCAUUUAUUUGUGAUGAUUGACGUGAUUUUAACCAUGCAGCACAGCACUAUAAAAGGUAGCAUUUAAAACAAGCAGACGUUUUCCUAAACUUUUGUCUGAGAAGUUAUAUAAAUACAUGUAUAUGUUUAUAUAGAGAGAUCUUACAGUCAUCCUUCUGAAUAGAUAUAGACUCAGUGGAAAAUACUAAUGUAUUUAUGUCAGCAAAAGCUAUGAAAAGCCACAGGGUAAAAUAUGCAGAUGCAAAGCAUGUUUUCCCUAACACCCCAAGGACUUCUUUGCAAUAAUUCAACAACAACAACAAAAAUUGUAUGGUACAUACACAAGAAUGAUUAGUUUUUAAUAAUACAUAUUUAAUUUGUCAGCAUAAUGUACCAUAAGAAAUAGUAUAUUAAAUAGUAUAUAUAAACAUUUUACAUUUUCUCUUCCUUAGUCAGUUAGCUGGAAUUGAUUUAGGUGUUUAUAAAUGGGAAGUAUUUGUGAAAAUAUUUAAAAAUAUUUAUAUAGAGAUACAGAUAUUUGCUACUAAGAGGGAUGGCAUACUAUACUGAUUACAAUAGCUUGUUUUGGGCCCUUUAUUUAUGGAAAUAAUUAACCAAAGAAAGCAUCAUUUUCGUUGUGGUGGAAUGACAAUGAUUCCCAAAACUGGCUUAACUUUUCUGAAUCUGGAAAAAAAUAUGUAAUUUAUGAUAGCCUUGUAUAUCUGUACAAAUGCUAGCAUUUGUAGUAGUGGUAGUUUUUAGAGGUAGUAGUGGUGAUUUUUGAAAGUUCUGUGAAUUUUCAGGGGAGAUUCUCAGCUGCAAAGCCUAUAGUGUUUGUUGUCUAGUCUAACAGGACCAAGAUCCACCUUAAAUUAAUCAGAGAUCAGUCACCUUAGGGUUGUGAUUAAUGGUUCUGUGUCAGGAUAGAGGCUGAUCACAAGUGGUGUCUCUCAGGGGUUGGUCUUGGGACCGGUGCUCUUUUACAUCUUUAUCAAUGACAUCGAUGAUAGCAUUGAGUGCACCUCAGAAAGUUUUUGGAUGACACCAAGCUGAGCAGUGUGGUUGAUACAGUGGAUGGAAGGGUAUCCAUCCAGAGGUACCUGGACAGGCUGGAGAAGUGGGACCUAAUGAGGUUUGACAAGGCCAACUGCAUGGUGCUGCAUUUGGUUUGGGGCAAUCCCAGGAAUUUAUACGAAGGAAGAUCUCCUUGAGAGCAGCCAUGUGGAGGACUUGGGGGUCGUGGUGGAUGAGAAGCUGUACAUGAGCCAGCAGCGUGUACUUGCAGCCCGGAAGGCUGACUGUGUUUUGGGCUGCAUGAAAAAAAAGGGGUGGCCAGCAGGGAGAGGGAGGUGAUUGUCCCCCUCUACUCAGCUCUUGUGAGGCCCCAUCUGGAGUAUUGUGUCCAUUUUUAAAAAGCACAAGAAAGAUGCAGAGCUCUUGGAGCAGGUCCAGAGGAGGGCCACUAAGAUGGUCAGAGGGUUGGAGCACCUCUCCUACGAAGAAAGGUUGAGGGAACUGGGCUUGUUUAGCUUGCAGAAGAGAAGGCUCCAGGGAGACCUCACUGUGUUCUUCCAGUACUUGAAGGGAGCGUAUGAACAACUGUUGUGGAUAGCGAUAGGACAAGCAGGAAUGGUCUUAAACUGUCACGGGGGAGGUUUAGGUUAGAUAUUAGGAGGAUGUUUUUCACUCAGAGGGUGGUGAAGCACUGGAACAGGUUGCCCAAGGAGGCUGUGGAUGCCCCAUCCUGGGAGGCAUUCAAGGCCAGGCUGGAUGUGGCUCUGGGCAGCCUGGUCUGGUGGUUGGUGACCCUGCACAUAGCAGGGGGGUUGAAACUAGGUGAUCAUUGUGGUCCUUUUCAACCCAGGCCAUUCUAUGAUUCUGUGAUUCUAUGAUUAAAUGACAGCCAAGUGAUGGUAAUUUUUAAAGGCACAGACAGAGUGUACAGCAAGUAAUCUGAGUUUGCAGCAAAUCAGUUAAUUUGCAAACAGUUCAUUGAGGGUGAAGGGCUAAAUUUGUCAUGAAUGCUAUUCAUAAUGAAUUUUUAGAUUUGCUCCUUAAAAUGUUAAUGCGGUCACUGCUUAUGGUGGAUGUUCCUUUACUGAACUAACAGGUUUGAUCACUGAAAAUGCUAAAAGAAUCAUCUUAAAAUAACUUGAAUUUUAACCUUUUUCUGAGCUUUUAACGUUUGAACUGACUUCCCUUCUCUCUUUAAAAAUAAAUACAAUACUUUGUUCUUUUAAAUUUUGAGCCUAAUAUUCAACUGUUCUCUGUUGGUGCAUUUAUAGAUGUGACUUCAGAAUUUAAGAUCAUAAUUGGCAGCAGUCCAUAAACAAAGAUGAGCUUGAGGAAAGUGGAUGAGAAGGCUAGACUAGCACUUGAAAUUAAAAAUAAUAUGUGUAUUUAUUAUAAAGUAAUGCCUGUAUUCACUUGUCUUUGGAAGGACUUCAAUUGCUAUAGUCUCUGUAAAACACUUAAGAGAAUAAUAGAGGUUGGUUUUGGUUUAUGUGCCAAUUUUUAGAUGAGAAAAACUCUGUUUUUGUUUUUAAAAAUCUUUCAUGCUAAUCAGUUUUCAUAGCAGGUUGUUACACUUUGAUGCUUGUUAGGAGAGAGGAUCAAGAAUAUAAUUAUUUGUGAUACAUUUGUGAUGGGGGAUAUAUUUCAUUCCUUCUGUUUUUUGAUAUCACUUGGUUAACUGUACAAUUCUAUAACCAAUAGAUAUAUAACCAAUAGAAUAGAUUAUACGUAUAGAGAACCAGUUCUAUAAAUACAGAAUCCUCUCAACUCUGUGAACAUCAGUUAAAAUUUUUUUACGUGAUAUAUACAAUGAAAUGAUGACACCAGUGAAUGUUACCUGUUCUGUGGGGAUAAAAUUUCAACUCUGUUCCAGUAUUUUCAAAAAGGAGGAAAUAUGAAACAGAAAAAAAUCUGUCCUGAUAAGGCACAGACUGGGGAUAGUCAUGCUCUGUGUGCAUAACAGGGCAUGCAUAUAAACAUCCUUGCACUUUUUCUCAUGCUUUACAGUUAAUGCUGAUUAAUUUUUAGGCUUGAGACAUUACUAUGUGUUUGGUCUCUGAGAUUGUGUAGUUGUUUUCAGACUGUAGUCUGCCUAGCUAAUGCUCCAGUGUGAAGUAGAGCCUUUCCUCUCUUAUUCUCGAAGUGCCCUCUUUUGGCCAUAUUAAGCAACGACGGUUGACUCUUGGCCUGAAGCAAGAAUGGUGUGCAGCUGUUAUUCUUCUUUAGUGCACACUGGUUAUCUGGAGCAAUAAUUGCAUGAUGUGGGUGUGUGUCUGUGCUAGUGGAAAGACAAACGUUGCAAGACAAAACUGCAUCUUAAAUGGACACAGUCUUGGGCCCACAUCAAAUGUUUUGUAGCACGUGCAAGUUUUCUAGAAAAUGUUUAGAUCGGUUGACGUUUCUUUUGAACAAUAAAUAAUAAAUAAAAAUUGCAUUCUAAAGCACUUAAUCACAUUAUUCUACUUGGAUUUAAUCUAAAGUGAGUGAAUGUGAAGGGAAAAUUCAUAAAACAGUGGAAGUGAAGAUGGUACCAAAUGCUUUGAUUUUUAGCAAAGCUCACUGAACUGAGUGAAGUUGAAAAGAGCAACUAUUUGCAGUUUAAGUACACAUGCCAUCAUUAUACAAGUCUUUUAAUGUUCAUUUUACAGUUGUCCAGUUUUAUUCAACAGAUUAUACUUUCUAUAAACAAUGAAAACAUUUUCUUUUAUUCCAUCAGGCCACUCUACACCAGUAUAAGGGGACAAAGAUAAGAUUUCAGUAGUACUAUAAAAGAGAAUCUUUUUCAUCUUCACAUUCAGAUGAAACAAGUGAUAAUAAGGUGGGUUUCUGGUAACCUGAAAUUCUAAUUAACAUAAAACACCUUUUGUGGCACAUUAUAUACUGUAUUUUGCCAGCCUUCCUACCAGCAGGACAUCACUUGUAGCGGAGUGCCACUGUCUCUUGUAUUUGAAAUUGCUGACACUUUGACGUAUUGUUUGACUUCAUCAUCUCCAAUCUUUGUCUUCACAAUGGACUUAAUUUUGAUGCUGCUAAAAAUAAGAAGGAGAUGUAACCUUAUUGGAAUAAUAUUAUCACAAAGAGAAAACGUAGUACUGUUAAUGGACUCUUCUCAAUUUCCCAACUGGACAUAGCAUUACUUUCCUUAAAAGUGUUUUGUUUGCUGCAGUCCUGAUUUUUUUGGACAAAAGAUGUUGCUUAAUCAAUAGAUAUUCCAGUCAACGGUACUUAAUAGUACUUCUAGUAGUAGUACUAGAAUAAAAACUAAAUGUACUUCCAUGGUAUCUGCCUCCGAAGACUAAGUUGUAUAAAAUUAGUACCACCUUCAAUAUUAAUUCUCAUUCAGUAUUAGCUCUACAGUUUUUAUAUGUAUGCAAGAAUAAUAAAUUGAUUUUUUA
This is a messenger RNA of Lagopus muta (rock ptarmigan), 7266 nucleotides long. RefSeq names its product zinc finger DHHC-type palmitoyltransferase 21 (gene ZDHHC21). Gene Ontology annotation, cellular component: endoplasmic reticulum; Golgi apparatus. The record is from RefSeq and is a predicted model, not a curated record. Gene Ontology annotation, molecular function: protein-cysteine S-palmitoyltransferase activity. The coding region runs from base 1595 to 2392 and encodes 265 amino acids. Gene Ontology annotation, biological process: protein targeting to membrane; peptidyl-L-cysteine S-palmitoylation. The transcript has 9 exons. Lineage: Eukaryota; Metazoa; Chordata; Aves; Galliformes; Phasianidae.